This is a messenger RNA of Colletotrichum graminicola M1.001, 837 nucleotides long. Its product is annotated as MIP family channel protein. Bases 1 to 837 code for a protein of 278 amino acids. The transcript has 3 exons. Gene Ontology annotation, molecular function: water channel activity. NCBI's taxonomy places the organism in Eukaryota, Fungi, Ascomycota, Sordariomycetes, Glomerellales, Glomerellaceae. Gene Ontology annotation, cellular component: plasma membrane. Gene Ontology annotation, biological process: transmembrane transport. The record is from RefSeq and is a predicted model, not a curated record.
AUGACAAUUGGACGCAAGCCAUUUGGGAACAGCGAUGUCAACCAAGGAUCUUUACCUAUGCUUCGCGUUGCCAACACAACUCGGAACAAUAUUGUCGCUGUUCUUGGGGAGUUUGUCGGCACGUUUCUGUUCCUGCUUUUCUCCUUCGCAGGGACACAAGUCGCCAACACACCUCCCGGAGCACCAGACUCGGAUCCCAAUUUGCCCUGCAUUAUUUUCAUUGCGCUCGCUUUCGGUGUCUCUUUGACGGCGAACGUAUGGGCGUUUUAUCGGAUCACUGGAGGGAUGUUUAAUCCUGUCGUUACUCUUGCUUUGGUGGUCUGCGGUGGUUUUUCCCCACUACGCGCCCUUCUUAUCAUGCCGACACAAAUCAUAGCCGGACUGUGUGCAGCGGGAGUUGCUUCCGCAUUGUUUCCCGGUCCUUUGGCUGUGACCACAACUUUGGGAGGAGGCGCGAACGUUGCUCAGGGCUUCUUCAUUGAGACUUUCUUGACAACGCAGUUGGUUUUUGUCAUCCUCAUGGUGGCGGUUGAGAAACACCGAUCUACGUUUCUCGCUCCUGUGGCCAUUGGCUUGUCGUUUUUCCUUGCGGAACUUACAGGCGUAUACUUCACCGGCGGUUCUCUUAACCCUGCGCGAUCGCUUGGACCUGCUGUUGUGGCUCGCCAAUUUACAGAGUAUCAUUGGAUUUACUGGCUUGGCCCAAUCUUCGGAUCGAUGAUGGCAUGUGGUUUCUAUCUCUUGCUGCACAACCUUCGAUACCACGAAUGUAACCCAGGCCAAGAGGCCGAUGGUCAAGAGACAACCAGCAAGACACCAUUAACCUCGACGGCCUAA